AUGAAUUAAAAUUUGGAUGCCAUUAAAUAAAAGAUUAUAGAAAAGAAUAAUGUAUAAAUUAUUAAAAAGGCAUAGGAAUUUAAAUCGAUGCAAAAAGCUCUCAACAUUUGGUUUUAAUAAUCAUAAUAAUAAAAAAAUGAAGAUGCGAACAAAUAUUAACAAUAAACAAAUAAAAAAUAAAUGAAUUAAUCAUCAUAAAUUAUUAUUAAACAACAUCAAACUGAAGGAAUUUAGGUUUCUGGUAUUAUUACAACCAAAUAAGGAUAUAAAAUAUCAUAUCCUAAUUUAGCAUAUAUCCUCAAAGCUACUGAUAUUCCAGAUAUAGAGCCUUAAUGCUCUUUGAUUAAGAAAAUCAGGCCAUUAAAACAAGUAAAUUUUGACUAUUUAGAUGAUUUGAGAAGAUAUGUUUGGAAAUAUAAAUAAUAUACCUAGUUUUUCAAAAUUCUCCUUAAAGUUUCUUAAGGCAAUACUGAAAUUUCAGAAACUCUUGUAAAAAUUUAAAAGAGAAUGAAAACAGGAUUUUAUCAUGUCAUGACCUUUUAUCACAUUUCCAAUAGAAGUUGGUCUAUUUGUAAAUUAAUCAAGAAUUUAAAUAAAAAAGGACUUUAUUAACGAGAAAGGUAGAAUCUUUAUGAUGUAAUAAAUCAUAUAUGACAAUAGAAAAUUUUGGAAAACAUUCAAGAAGACCUUGAAGAAAUUUUUAACCCAUUAUUAUUAUCAACUGAUUAUGUUCCAAUAGAGGAACAAUACAUUUCUUUUUAAUAGUAUAAAAAAAGACUCCAAGAAGUUAUUUUAAUGAGAGAAAAUGGACUUUGA
This is a messenger RNA of Paramecium sonneborni, 816 nucleotides long. The record is from the annotation of a GenBank genome assembly. Lineage: Eukaryota; Ciliophora; Oligohymenophorea; Peniculida; Parameciidae.